AUGCGUUUCGUUCAAAACUUUCUUGCCCUCGGCACUCUGUUUGCUUUCGGCCUUACCGAGGCCUGUGCCGGAGCGAAGCCAGCCAUAAAUAGCGACUACACUAUCACCGUCAACCUGUUUGGAGAUAACACCUGUUGCUCUGGCGCUUUUGGGAAGACCGUCAUGGGCAACUUGGGAACAUGCCACACUGCCAGCCAGCCUUUUGGGAGCAUUACCGAGGCCGUUGGACAGGGUAUGUUCGGCCGCAGCAUCAAGGUGCUAGCAUAUCCCGAUUCCUCCUGCAGCAGUAGCAGCUAUGUGUAUUGGGAUAUCAGCAACAAGGUCGAGUGCUUCUGGAGCAACUUUCCGGACUCGUACCGCAGCUUUAAAAUUCAAGUCAUUCUCGCUAUUCCAGAUCCCAAACUGACGCAAUAUCAGAGCACCGCAAAGGAACUGCAGAGUGCGGAAAACGAAGAGGAGAGCGCUAUUCCAAAUGCUCACCAACUUCCCGCGUCGGCAUGA
Clonostachys byssicola is the source of this 501-nucleotide messenger RNA. NCBI's taxonomy places the organism in Eukaryota, Fungi, Ascomycota, Sordariomycetes, Hypocreales, Bionectriaceae. The record is from the annotation of a GenBank genome assembly.